Messenger RNA from Cyclopterus lumpus (lumpfish), 1079 nucleotides. It is a transcript of the gene bphl, whose product is annotated as biphenyl hydrolase like. NCBI's taxonomy places the organism in Eukaryota, Metazoa, Chordata, Actinopteri, Perciformes, Cyclopteridae. The record is from RefSeq and is a predicted model, not a curated record. The transcript has 7 exons. Bases 132 to 1031 code for a protein of 299 amino acids.
AGACGCAUGUGAAUGUUUGUCUUUCGGUUCGUUUUCCGUACUUUUCGUUAUCAUUGUGCCAAACCGACUGCCACUUCCGGUAUUCCCUGAAAACCCCUUGCAGGGCUUCAGACAAAAAAGAGACUUUCUUUAUGAGUUUAAUAUUUAACCACCUAAAGGAGAACGUCGGAGGAAUGGCGUUGUUUUUACUGCGAGGACGUUUCUUUCAAUGCAGAACCGGCUUCCAGAGAGUCACGAGCGCGACGCAGCCGUACUGCUCUUCGGUGGCCUCGGGCAGGCGGCGUGUUAAUGGAGUGAAUCUGUACUACGAGCAGACAGGCAGAGGGAAACACGCUGUGCUGUUGCUUCCUGGUGCUCUGGGGUGCUCUCGGACUGAUUUUGGACCUCAGCUGAAGUCUCUGAAUAAGGAGCGUUAUACUGUCGUUGGUUGGGAUCCCCGUGGUUACGGACAAUCCCGCCCCCCGGCCAGAGACUUCCCCCCUGACUUCUUUGAGAGGGAUGCAAAGGACGCGGUGGAUCUGAUGAAGGCAUUAGGCUUCGGCAAGUUCUCUCUGCUGGGGUGGAGUGACGGAGGAAUCACCGCCAUGAUUGCAGCAGCGAGGCACCCCCACGUGAUUAGCAAGCUGGUCGUAUGGGGAGCCAAUGCCUUUGUUUCCCAGCAGGACCUCACGCUUUACAAUGCGGUCCGAGACGUCUCCAAGUGGAGUGCGAAGAUGAGGAAGCCCAUGGAGGAGUUGUAUGGAGCAGAAGCCUUCGCUGAAACCUGGGAGGCCUGGGGGGACGGGAUCGCUCAGUUUGCAAAAAGACCAGAAGGGAGUAUCUGCCUGGAGCUUCUGCCUCUAAUCAGCUGUCCAACCUUCAUCAUCCAUGGAGAGAAGGACCCCAUGGUGCCCAGCUUCCACCCACAGUGCCUCCUCAAACACAUCAAGGGAUCAAGAUUGCACCUGAUGCCGGAGGGUAAACACAACAUCCACCUGAGGUACGCUGAUGAAUUCAACAAACUGGUGGAAGACUUUCUGGAAGACAAUUAAUAAAUUGGGUGGGGCGACUGUGGGUCAGUGGUUAGCAUGCCCGUCUUU